GGGCCGCACGAGCGCACGACGACGGGGUGGCCCCAGACCUGAGCUGCUGCUGCUGCUCCUCCUCUGCGGGACCUAAAACUUAAAGACACGACUGACAGGAGCUGGAUGAGAGGACAUGAGAACGGAUCCCUUCUCUCACUGCGUCCACCCUGUAUCCCCGAGAGCGACCAGGUCACGCCCGGCGGAUUUGACAACAGCAUCUGUCUGCCUUCCAGCACCGGCCCUUUCCUCGUCUGUGUUCUGUAAUCGAUGUAAAUCCCAGGAACUGGCCCAGUAACGACCGCAAUGAACCAGGGCCGUGGAAAGUAUGACUUUUAUAUCGGUCUGGGGUUGGCAAUGAGCUCCAGCAUUUUCGUUGGAGGGAGUUUCAUUCUGAAGAAGAAAGGACUUCUGCGCCUGGCCAGGAAAGGGUCCGUGCGAGCAGGUCAGGGCGGCCAUGCAUACCUCAAGGAGUGGCUGUGGUGGGCCGGACUGCUGUCAAUGGGAGCAGGCGAGGUGGCCAACUUCGCCGCAUAUGCCUUUGCACCAGCCACCCUAGUGACACCCUUAGGAGCACUCAGCGUCCUGGUAAGUGCCAUCCUCUCUUCCUACUUUCUGAGUGAAAGACUGAAUCUCCACGGCAAGAGCGGGUGUUUGCUCAGUAUCCUGGGGUCCACAGUCAUGGUUAUUCAUGCUCCGAAGGAAGAGGAGAUCGAAACCUUGGAUGAAAUGUCUCGCAAGCUAGGGGAUCCAGGUUUCGUGGUGUUUGCGACGCUGGUGGUCAUCGUGGCCUUGAUCCUCAUCUUGGUGGUGGGGUCCCGCCACGGACAGAGCAACAUCCUGGUCUACAUCAACAUCUGCUCGGUGAUCGGCGCCUUCUCGGUGUCCUGCGUCAAGGGCCUGGGCAUCGGCAUCAAGGAGCUGCUGGCCGGGCACCCCGUGCUGCGCCACCCGCUGCCCUGGCUGCUGCUGGUAGGCCUGGUGGUGUGCGUCAGCACCCAGAUCAACUACCUGAACCGGGCGCUGGACAUCUUCAACACCUCCAUCGUGACCCCCAUCUACUACGUCUUCUUCACCACCGCGGUGCUCACAUGCUCGGCCAUCCUCUUCAAGGAGUGGCAGCGCAUGCCCGCCACCGACGUCAUCGGGACCCUCAGCGGCUUCCUGACCAUCUUCGUGGGCAUCUUCCUGCUGCACGCCUUCAAGGACGUCAGCCUGAGCCUCGCCAGCCUGCCCGUGUCUCUGCGCAAGGAGGAGAAGGUGGCCAACGGCGGCAGCCUGGUGGGGUCCUACGAGGCCCUUCGGGAUGAGGAAGCCAGUCUGACCUGUGGCUUGGAGCUGCACGCAGGCGAGAAUGUGUCCCGGCGGAACGGGAACCUGGCCGCUUUCUGAGUCGGCCCCCGUUUUGACCUGAGAGAUGAUCCUUUAUGGAAGGUUGCACGCAAUCAGACCAAGAG
Molecule: messenger RNA, 1436 nt
Organism: Suncus etruscus (white-toothed pygmy shrew)
Lineage: Eukaryota; Metazoa; Chordata; Mammalia; Eulipotyphla; Soricidae
Product: magnesium transporter NIPA2-like
Exons: 1
Coding region: 286-1371 (361 amino acids)
Biological process (GO): magnesium ion transport
Cellular component (GO): membrane
Molecular function (GO): magnesium ion transmembrane transporter activity
Source: RefSeq, a predicted model, not a curated record